AUGCCGGGCCCAUGGCGCCAACUACGCUCCUUCGUCUUCCUCAACGAUGAAGAGAUGGGCAAGAAGGACGACGACCAUCACCGCCCCGGCGGCAGCGCCAUCAAGAACCCCAUGCUUCUUCGAAACCGCAACCCUCAAUGGCAGCCCGCCGCCAAGAUGCCAUCUCGCCGCCUCUUCCGACGUCUGGCCUACCUCUUCCUCAUAGCCUGCGGCCUCUGGUAUCUGCUGAGCGACCUCUCCUUUGGCUUCGUCUUCCGCGAGAGACCUCCGAACUACAUCUACCCGUACCCCGACGACCCCCGAGAAUCCCGCGAUGCCACCCUCCGAAAGACCGGCCGCCUGCCCAAGGGCCAGUCUGUCCCGCCGGCCGCCGAGCAACAACAUCAUCACGACUACAACGGACCCGUCAAGUUCCUCCGCCUCGCCACCUCUCUGCACUCCAUCGCCGCGACCAAGGGGAGCCAGCCCGUCAACCAGAACGUGCUCUUCGCCGCCUCCAACCUUCAUAGCCUCUCUACUCUACUGCCGUUCGCCUGCAAGAUGGGGACCGAACUGAGGAGUUAUGUGCAUUUCGCCGUCAUGAGCAGGAGUGACUUGGACCUUGACCACCUGAAGAAGAUCAAUGGCGUCGACGAUACCUGCUACAUCAUCUGGCAUGACGCCCGCCCCGACUUCUCGACCCUUUCGACCAACGCACGACUCGAGCAGUCCACCCUACGCGCCCUGCGACACAUCUAUACCUACAUGCACCCGCAAGCCAUCAUAGUUGACGGCUCCGAUGACGAGUAUCUGCCCUUCUUGAAAGGCAUGCGCGAUGAGACCGCUCGCCUCAAGACCCCGCUCAUCGAGCUCCCGGCGAACGCCUGGACACGCCUGUCGUGGUUGGCCAAGUUGGACAGCGCUUCGCUGGCGGCCUGGAAUCACGUCAGCGUCGAUAUCCUGAUCCAAGCUCCCGCGAGCGGCUCCGGCAGUCUGCUACGCCUCCUCAAGUCCCUGGCCGACGCCGACUACACCGCCUUCACGAUUCCCCACCUUACAAUUGAGCUCCCGCAGGACAUGGAGCCUGCGACGGCCAAGUUCCUCGAGACGUUCCACUGGCCGCCGCCACACGUUCACAACCCUGGGCGCGUGCAGAUGCUCUCGCUGAGGCAUAGGAUCCCCCGACAGCGGAUGACGGAGGAAGAGAGCUCCAUUCGCUUCCUCGAGUCGUUCUGGCCAACGACGCCAAGGCACUCCCAUAUCGUUGUUCUUUCUCCGCAGGCCGAGCUAGCGCCGGGCUUUUUCCAUUACCUCAAGUACACCAUGUUGGAGUACCGCUAUUCUCGCCUGUCGACCCUCCAGAAAUGGGAUCAGCGUCUCCUGGGCAUCAGUAUGGCGACGCCUUCCACGUACCUGAACGGCAAUGUGGAUUUCAUACAGCCGACGGCAGAGGGUUCCAAGGCCGGUGAAGGGACAUCCUUCCUCUGGCAAGCGCCCAACAGCAACGCCAUGCUCAUCUUCGGCGACAGAUGGAUCGAGUUGCACGGUCUCGUGUCGGAAGUCGACGCGCUGCAGCAUGCGCGUGGGUCCCAGCCACCGCCGGAGCUAGUGACCGAGAAGGUCGUGAGCAAGAGAUUCCCCUCCUGGCUUGAGCAUGUGUUGCGCCUAUCUCGGCUGCGAGGCUACUUCACGCUGUACCCCAGCGCCGAGACAGCGGCUACCCUCGCGACAGUGCACCGCGAGCUCUACCAGGCGCCCGAGGAAUAUCAAAAGGAAGGGGGCGAGAGAAGGAAGACGGCCGGCCUGUCAGAGUCGGCAGUCGACUUCGGGACGCUCAUCCAGACGCUGGACACGCUGCCGAACAACGGCAGCCUUCUGCCGGCCAAUGACCUUCCCUUGCUGAGCUGGGAGGGCGACGGCACCAGUCUGCGGCACGUGUACCAGAUGGCGGUGGAGUACAUGUUUCGGUGGCGCGAGCAGGUCGGCGGCUGCAGCAAGGAAGCGGCGGGGAGCGAUCACAUCGAUGGGUCUGCGAAAGACCUGUUUUGCACGCCUGAUGGCAAAAUCAAGGGGCUGUAG
Colletotrichum higginsianum IMI 349063 is the source of this 2058-nucleotide messenger RNA. RefSeq lists its product as uncharacterized. Bases 1 to 2058 code for a protein of 685 amino acids. Lineage: Eukaryota; Fungi; Ascomycota; Sordariomycetes; Glomerellales; Glomerellaceae. The record is from RefSeq and is a predicted model, not a curated record. The transcript has 2 exons.